CCCUUCCGAAAUGAGGCGAGCUUGGGCGGCGGGGCUGCCGCUUCGGUCAGCUAUGGUUCGCCGCCUCACGCCCCAGUCGCCCAUCUCCACUUCGACCCUUCCCCCUCCGCUAAAACCCUCGGCCGCCCUCACCGAAGACGAGGUCGCCGAGAUCCGCAGCCUCGUCCCCCGCCUCUGCGACGCCGACCGCCACGAUGCCGCCGUCCGGCUCCUCACCACCGCCCUCCUCACCGACACUCCGAUCGAUGUCCUCCCGAUCGCCGUCCUCGCCGAACGCGUUUCCUCGCUACCCGAUAUGGUCGCUGCUAUGUCCUUCCUCACC
Molecule: messenger RNA, 322 nt
Organism: Musa acuminata subsp. malaccensis (wild Malaysian banana)
Lineage: Eukaryota; Viridiplantae; Streptophyta; Magnoliopsida; Zingiberales; Musaceae
Source: RefSeq, a predicted model, not a curated record